Molecule: messenger RNA, 1563 nt
Organism: Trematosphaeria pertusa
Lineage: Eukaryota; Fungi; Ascomycota; Dothideomycetes; Pleosporales; Trematosphaeriaceae
Product: MFS general substrate transporter
Exons: 6
Coding region: 1-1563 (520 amino acids)
Biological process (GO): transmembrane transport
Molecular function (GO): transmembrane transporter activity
Source: RefSeq, a predicted model, not a curated record
AUGGGCUUAGGCGUGUUGAAUGAUGCUCAUAUGGCUGCCCCUCCGGGGACAGUCAAAAUUGGGGCUACGGCAACAGUCGAAGAUCCAGCGGAGGACGCAAGUUCGCUGAAGCGCGAUGGCGAUAUCAUCCUCCAGCCGCAACCGUCCGAUAAUCCCAAUGACCCCCUCAACUGGUCCCGGGCUUGGAAAGAGUCCAUUAUGGUAAUCUUAGCGUUCAGCUCAGGAGUUACGACAGCUUUGGGUCCAAUGAUCACCCCAGGUAUUCAAGUUGUCUCGAUGAAAUAUGGCGUUAGCCUAGACAUGGUUUCCAGUCUUCUUAUCGGCUUUCUUGCAUUCUGGAUCGGAUUCACGACAUUCUUCACCGCGUCUGGCGCAAACAUCUGGGGAAAGCGCCCUUUUUUCGUUAUCUCGGCCCUCGUACUCCUCGCCACCAACGUGUGGGGUUUCUUCUCCAGUUCCUUCCCUUCUUUAGCGGCUAUGAGAAUCCUUCAGGGUAUUGCAUCGGCACCGCUUGAAACGCUCGUCACUUCCACCGUUUCCGACAUGUACUUCGUGCACCAGCGCGGUACACGCCUGAGCAUUUGGGGUUGUAUGUUGGCUUCCGGAGUCCUACUAGGGCAGACGAUCUCCGGUGCCAUCAUCCAGAACAUCUCCUUCGAGGCAACCUUUGGCAUAUCCGCUUUGAUCUUCAUCCCCAUCGUGCUCCUGAUGUACUUCGUUGUGGUUGAGACCACGUACAACGGGCCGCGCGGCGGCUCCAAAAUUGAGAUCGAAGAGAAGGGCUCUUUCUGGACCGUCGACACCGAUGAAAAGGAAACAUAUGCUCAAAAGCUCCGCUUGUUCCGUGGUCGCAUCUCCGGAGAGUCGUUCUGGAAAGGAGCCUGGAAGCCCGUCCCUCUGAUCGCAUAUCCUGCGGUGCUGUUCUCCACGGUCGUCUAUGGGUCGUACUUCACAUGGCUGCUGACCAUUUCAGUGCUUUCGGUAACGGCUUUCAGCAUGCCUCCGUAUAACCUCAACCCCGCCCAGAUUGGCCUCACUAACCUACCGCUCUUGGGUGUGGCCCUGAUCGGCUCCCCGAUCUCAGGAUGGAUGGCCGAUGCAGCCGCAAAGUUCAUGGCGCGUAGGAACGGCGGCAUUUUCGAGCCCGAGUUCCGCCUCACUCUAAUGCUCGUGGCGACGCCACUCGCAACUGCAGGCUUCCUCGGCUUCGGCAUGAGCGUCCAGAAUGGCGCUCCUCUCCAGUGGCCCAUCCUCUUCAUGGCAAUUCACUCGCUCUCCGUUCCGUUCGCUUCCCAGGCAUCGCUUACAUAUGUCAUCGACUGCCACCCUAAGGACGCCAACCAAGCUUUCGUCACCAUCAACUUCACGAAGGCUGUAUUUACUUUCAUGGCGACUACGUAUGCGAACGGGUGGUUCUUGAAGGUCGGACCAAGGGGCGUGUUUGACGUGAUUACCUUGAUCAACCUUGGCGUCUGCUGCCUUACCAUUCCGGCCUACAUAUUCGGCAAGAGAUUUCGAUCAAUGGUUGCCCGCAGCAGCUUCGGUCAAAAACUUUCCGGCUAG